Molecule: messenger RNA, 1101 nt
Organism: Scomber japonicus (chub mackerel)
Lineage: Eukaryota; Metazoa; Chordata; Actinopteri; Scombriformes; Scombridae
Product: T-cell immunoglobulin and mucin domain-containing protein 4-like
Exons: 8
Coding region: 1-1101 (366 amino acids)
Source: RefSeq, a predicted model, not a curated record
AUGACGGUCAGACGCUUCAACUCUCUGCUGCUGCUCGCUCUGCUCACAGUCAGUGGAUCCAGCAGCACGAAGGUUGUUGGUCGAGCAGGUGAGGACGUCACUCUGCCCUGUAAAUAUGACAUCACGAGUAACGGACCAACGGAAGUUUUUUGGAAUCGAGUAUCAGAAUCACUUCUAGGCUUCAACCACCAGAUCAUCUACUCAGACGGAUAUAAAGUGAUAGAAACAACCAGAGCUUCCAGCAGGUAUCACUUACUGGGACGACUGGAGGAUGGAGAUGUUUCUCUGACGAUCCUGAACACCACAGAGGAAGAUGCUGGACGGUACGGAUGCAGAGUGGAGACAUCUGGUUGGUUGUUCAAUGAUGAAAAACAUCUCAUCGAUCUGACCAUUGAGAAAGUCAGUGGAUCCAGCAGCACGAAGGUUGUUGGUCGAGCAGGUGAGGACGUCACUCUGCCCUGUAAAUAUGAUAUCAAGUAUUACGGACCAAGGGCAGUUUGUUGGGGUCGAGGAUCAAUAUCAACUUAUGGCUGCAACAACCAGAUCAUCUCCACAGACGGAUCUAAAGUGACAACCGGAGCUUCCAGCAGGUAUCAGUUACUGGGACGACUGAAGGAUGGAGAUGUUUCUCUGACGAUCCUGAACACCAUAGAGGAAGAUGCUGGACUGUACGGAUGCAGAGUGGAGAUACCUGGGUUGGGGAAUGAUGAAAUACAUCACAUCGAUCUGACCAUUAAGAAAGCUCCGUCGACCUCGUCAACACCAACCACAGAAACGACUGAACAGACUCCACAGACAGAACAGACGACAAACACAUCAGGUCAGGUCACCAUUACAACUUCCUCAAAUAGCAUCAACUCUGAGCAGCAGGAGGCAGGCGGUGGCGUUCUCGUGUUCAUGGUGCGUGUUCUGCUCGCGGUGAUCGCUUUGGUCACAGCAGGCGUCGCCACCGUUAUCGGGAGAAGAUGGAACCAACAUAAAAUCCCUCAGCAGCAGCAGUCCAGCACUUCGGUCCGGUUCAGCUCCAAUUCGUCGGCUGUGGAGCUCCAGCUUCUGCAGAUCGAUGCUGGCGGUAACAGCGACUGCGUGUACGAGGUCUGA